AAAAUGUCUGGUACAUUUCAACAAACUAACAUAAGUAAUCAAACGACAUAUAAUGACGAAAACAAAAAGGACCAGGUAAUAAAUUGUAAUUACCAACUUAAUGGAAGGAGAUCAUUAUCAGAUAUAACAGAAAACAAGAUUGUGGUAAUGGAUUACAUGACUGCAGGUGGGCAAAUUAAUCUGAAUCUUAAUUCAUUUGAUAAUUCAAACUACGAAACAAUAGUUCUGUACAAAUUGAAUACUUCCUUUGAAGAUAUUCUUAAAAUAUUUAAAGAAAAACUUAUAUCAAGAAUUGUAGAUGGUAAAUACGUCAUAAGUCAUAAAGACGCUAUUAAUUUGGACAAAAUGAUAGGAUUUGCUACGAGUGAAUCUGAAAAAAACAACAAACAAUUAAAGAACAGGAACAGAACUUUACGAAAUAAAUAUGAAAGUAAUAACUGUGUAGUUAAAGAACACAAUAAGCUUAAAUCUGAAAUGAAUAAAAUAAUAAUUAAUCUUCGUUUAGCAUUAGGUCGUAGAUUCGAUGACAAGGAAGAUGUUAUGCAUUUGAUCAAUAUUUGCGCUGCGUUAGUUGCACGUGAAAGUGAAUAUCAUUACAUAUUAGCAGAAAACGAUAAAUUGAAAAAUAGUUUUGAUAAACAACUUAUGAACAUACGCGUGAAAACGUUAAGUAAUUAUGAUGAAAUUCUACACAACGUAGAAAAAUUAAAAGAAGAAUUGUAUAUCAAAGAUCUAAAAAUAUCACAAUUGAAAGACGAAAUUUAUUCGGUUAAUAAAGAACAAAAUACAGUCGUACCAUUACAAUUAUUACAUGAAAAUUUGUCAGAGUUUCCUAAAGAAUUGAUUGAUGAAUUCCACGGCACAUUUGAUAAUUCGCAAAAUAAUAAUGAAUUGUACGAAGGCAAAAUGUUGAUCGCCGAACAAAUCAAUCAAAUUCAAGGUUUUAGCAAUUUCAAGUCCGAAAACCAUCAAUUGAGUGACUUAAUUAAUAUGCUUACGAGAUUAACAGCCGAUAAAGAAGAACAUUUAAAAAUAAUUAAUAGACGUUCAAUUAGAAAUAUUGAAGACAAAAAUCAACAAUUAAUAAAAGAAAUUGAUGAUAACAAAGAAUGGCAAAAACAUUUGGAAAACGAGAACGAAAAACUAAAUUAUGAAAUCGAACACCUAAAACAGGUCCAAAUAACAUUAAUUGGCAAAGAAAACGAACACAAAAACCUCAAAGAAGAUCAUUCGAAAAUGCAGUUAAUGUACGACAAGCUAAAUAAAGAAAACGCACACUUAUUGACGUUACUCAACGACUAUCGACAACGAUUGACUGACAGAGAAAUGAAAUAUGUCGAUGGCAAUAACCUAAUUAAAACACUUCAAACAAAUUUAACAGAGCAAACGAAUAAAUUCGAAUUUGCAAAUGCAAUGUACAACAAAGAAAAAGAAAAAUGUCAGAGAAACGAAAGUUACACACAACAAAUAGUCAAUGAAUUUACUAGCCAGCUCCACGAAAAAGACAUCAAUAUCACAGUGUUACAAAAUGAGUGUAAUGAUUUGAAACAUAGCAUUGAGUCAGUAGAAGCUGAUAUCGAAAAUUUAAAACAUAAGACAAUUACCUUAGAGUAUGUAUUGAACGAAAAAAAUAAAACGAUACAAAAUAUGUUAAAAACCCAAAGCAAACAGCAGCACAAAGCAACUUCACGGUCAUCUUUGUUGUCAUCCGAUAAUCAAUUGCACAUUAAGAGUCAACUAGAGCAACAAAUGGACGUAUUCCUAGACAAUUUAAGUACCUGGCAAAAUACUAUAGUUGGUUACGAGAAAGUGUUAAACAACAUGCAAAACGCCGUCUUGCAACAGUCUAAGAAAAGAAACUACUUGAUAGCCAAAUAUCAAUAUUUUAAAGACAUUGAAUACAAAGCAACAUUGACAGAAAAUUUAACCAAAGAAAAUGCAAUUAUUCUAUCCCAACAUCAAAAUGAGAUAAAAGAUAUAAAAGAGAAAUACGAUUCUAAAAUAGCACACAUAACAAAUACAGAGACUGAAUUGAGAAAUGAAAAUCGAGAUUUAAAAGAAAGUUUAAAAUUGAAAAGUGCACACAUUAUGAUAGCCGAACAAAUAGCAAGUUCACAACUGAAAGAAUCUCUUAAAACUAUUCAACAUUUAACUGAAAUCUCUAAUAUUCAAUCAUUGAAAUUAAAGAACAUACAAAAUUCAACUCCCAAAAGGUGCUGUGAUACACAUUUAUUGAAUACCACUAAUAAACGAUUUCAGCAAAUGAAGGGUUUGGUCGAUUAUAUGUUGAAACUUAAAUCAAAAAAUAAAGUAAUGAAAAAACUUUGUGAAAUCCGCAACAAAAGAUUGCAGUUACUCGAUAAGCGGCCCUGCAUAUGUACAAGGAAAACAAUAAUGAAAAUGAAAUAACCAUUAUUUCAAUUUGCUUCACACUAAUAGUUAAAAUACUUAAAACCAUCAAGUGGGAUGUUAUUUAGCUUAUAUAAGUUAAUUUUUUGAUUUUCCAUUUAAAACAAUACCUAUCAUUAGUGAAUAAAAGGCAAGUUCUGCCAUUUGUUAUGUUAAUUAUGAUUUUGCUUAG
Molecule: messenger RNA, 2581 nt
Organism: Melanaphis sacchari
Lineage: Eukaryota; Metazoa; Arthropoda; Insecta; Hemiptera; Aphididae
Product: centrosomal protein of 63 kDa-like
Exons: 5
Coding region: 4-2409 (801 amino acids)
Source: RefSeq, a predicted model, not a curated record